AUGUUCAACAAAAUCUUCUCAAUUUUUGUGGUCCUCCUUGUUUUCCUCCAUAUUUCUGAUUCUCAACGUGUUUUUGAUAUGAUGGAUCAACAGACCAAUUUUAUGAAGCCAAGGUUUUUCAAAAAGUUUUUCUUUGCCUCAAAAUCAUUUUGAAUUUUUCAGCACUCGAUUUUUCAACAAAAUCCCAUUGCAAACCAUCUAUCAACGUCGUAAUUAUUUUUCUGGUCCUUUCAGAUUUUCAAUGCGUAAAGAUUUUCAAAAAUGA
This is a messenger RNA of Caenorhabditis angaria, 265 nucleotides long. NCBI's taxonomy places the organism in Eukaryota, Metazoa, Nematoda, Chromadorea, Rhabditida, Rhabditidae. The record is from the annotation of a GenBank genome assembly.